Exophiala spinifera is the source of this 2493-nucleotide messenger RNA. Its product is annotated as ribosomal RNA large subunit methyltransferase J. Lineage: Eukaryota; Fungi; Ascomycota; Eurotiomycetes; Chaetothyriales; Herpotrichiellaceae. Gene Ontology annotation, biological process: maturation of LSU-rRNA from tricistronic rRNA transcript (SSU-rRNA, 5.8S rRNA, LSU-rRNA); maturation of 5.8S rRNA from tricistronic rRNA transcript (SSU-rRNA, 5.8S rRNA, LSU-rRNA); rRNA methylation. The record is from RefSeq and is a predicted model, not a curated record. The coding region runs from base 1 to 2493 and encodes 830 amino acids. Gene Ontology annotation, molecular function: rRNA (uridine-2'-O-ribose)-methyltransferase activity; rRNA (guanine) methyltransferase activity. Gene Ontology annotation, cellular component: preribosome, large subunit precursor; nucleus; nucleolus. The transcript is spliced from 2 exons.
AUGGCGAUCCAAAAGAAGCACGGCAAGGGCCGUCUCGAUAAAUGGUAUAAACUAGCCAAAGAGAAAGGGUAUCGAGCCCGUGCCGCCUUCAAACUGAUCCAGUUGAACAAGAAAUAUGGGUUUCUUGAGAAGAGCAGAGUGCUGUUGGAUCUUUGCGCCGCCCCAGGAUCAUGGUGUCAGGUCGCAGCCGAGACGAUGCCCGCGCAGAGUUUGAUUGUUGGUGUGGAUUUGGCACCUAUAAAACCCAUUCCGAGAGUCAUCAGUUUUCAGAGCGACAUCACGACCGACAAAUGUCGAGCAACCAUUCGAGGACACUUUAAACACUUGAAAGCAGACACAGUUUUACACGACGGCGCCCCCAAUGUGGGUGUGGCUUGGGUGCAAGAUGCAUUCUCACAGGCCGAACUGGCUUUACAAUCAAUGAAGUUGGCAACCGAGUUCUUGAAAGAAGGCGGAACAUUCGUCACCAAAGUUUUCCGAUCCAAAGACUACAAUGCACUGUUGUGGGUGUUUAAGCAACUGUUUACGUCGGUCGAGGCUACAAAGCCGCCAUCAUCACGAAAUGUUUCUGCCGAGAUUUUCGUUGUCUGCAGAGGCUUCAAGGCUCCAAAGCGGAUAGAUCCAAAGUUCUUGGACCCCAAGCACGUCUUUGCCGAAGUCCAGGAGGCCACGCCAAACAACGAAGCUAAAGUGUUCAACCCGGAGAAGAAAAAGAGGAAGAGAGAAGGUUACGAAGAGGGUGAUUGGACGCAACAUAAAGAAGUCCCAGUCACAGAUUUCAUUCACACCACAGAUCCUAUCGCCAUACUCGGAUCGGUCAACAGGCUGAGUUUCGAUCAGAGUCCCAACGGAGAUCUUGCCAUGGUGACCCUGGACAGGCUCCCAGAAACUACAGCUGAGGUCAGGAGGUGCUGCGAAGAUCUUAAGGUUCUAGGCAAGAAAGAGUUCAGGACGCUUUUACGAUGGCGGUUAAAAGUACGGGACAUCUUUGGGAUGUCUACUAAAGCUAAGAAGCAACAACAAGCUGAACAACAGGAGGGCGAAGAGGUUGCCGAAGUCGAGUCAAUGGACGAGGAGCUCAAGAUCCAAGAAGAAUUGCAGCGACUUAAGGACCAAGACUCUAAAGAGAAGCGAAAAGCCCGGCGGAAAGAGAAUGAGCGGAGACAGAAGGAGAUUGUGCGAAUGCAAAUGCACAUGACAACUCCGCAUGAUAUCGGGCUUGAGCAGAACGGUCCGCUCGGAGAAGGGGCAAUGUUCAACCUCAAGUCCGCCGACAGAGCUCAAGAGGCUACGGGUGUUGAAACCAGAGAAAUGGAGGACGCAGAAGCACUUGAAUCCGAGACGUCUGAGGCCGAAUCUGAGGACGACGACUCAGACGAGGAUGGUGACAGACUGGAGGAAGAGUUAGAUACCUUGUACAGUUCAUAUCGCGAAAGGCGUGAAGAGAGCAAUGCCAAAGAACGAGCCAAGAGAGCCAGGAAAGAAAAGGAGACUGACGAGUGGGCCGGAUUGUCUGACGAUGAGGCAGCUGGAGGAGCUACGACGGAUGGAGAAUCAGACGGUGAAGAGUCUUCGAUGCGACCAAUCCCGAAAUCAGAGGGUCUCUCAACAAAGGCGGCCAUGUUCUUCGAUCAAGACAUCUUCCAGGAUCUCGGGAUCGAAGAGGAUGCGGAAGACAAGGACAGUGCCAUUGAACUUGAAGACGAGUCGUCCGACCAGGCGAAGCGGAUUCAAACACAGAAGAAACAGAAGGAGUCGGCUUCCGAACAGGAUGAUAAACCACUCAAAUCCGCGCUGAAGAAGACGCAGAAACCCACGCCACCGCAGUACGACGACGGGUCCGACUCCGACUCUGAUUCGGUACCGGUACAAAAGUCGAAAACAUCGCAAACAGAACGCCCGGAAGACCCUCUCUUGCCCAACGGCCAACUCGACGUCGACAUAAUCACCGCCGAAGCCAUGACAUUGGCGCAGUCGCUCGCCACGCGCCGCACCAAGCCCUCCGACCUUGUCGACGAUAGCUUCAACAAGUACUCGUUCCGCGACGUCGACGGCCUUCCAGAAUGGUUCCUCGACGACGAGGGCCAGCACAGCAAGCCGCAACGGCCCAUCACGGCCAGUGCCGCCGCGGCCAUCAAGGAGAAGCUCCGGGCCCUCAACGCCCGGCCCAUCAAGAAGGUUCUCGAGGCCAAGGGCCGCAAGAAGAUGAGGGCCGCGCAACGCCUGGAGAAGCUGCGCAAGAAGUCGGCCCUCCUGCUCGACGACGAGGGCAUGUCCGAGAAGGACAAGGCCGCGGGCAUCGCGCGCAUGAUGGCCCGCGCCGCCAAGAAGGGCCGCCCGAAGGAGAAGGUCAAGCUCGUCGUCGCGAGGGGCGGGAACAGAGGUAUCGCCGGACGCCCGCGGGGCGUCAAGGGCAAGUACAAGAUUGUCGAUGCGCGGUUGAAGAAGGAUGUCCGGGCGGAGAAGAGACUCAAGAAGCGAAUGAAGAAGUAA